UCUCUAUCAAAAAAAAAAUCUGGGGUGGACUUGACCUUUAAAAUAAUUGUUGACGAUACAUUUACAAGCGCUAGGGAAGUAAUAAAUCAUAACAGCCCUACACAAGCUGGAAGAACUAAACUCGAUAUCAAUGAAGAUAUCUUUAUGGCUCCAUGGCAUGAAAGAAUCAAUUACCUCUUGGAAUUACACGAGCUGAAGUUUAGAGCCAUUACUUUUAUGAAGAACGGCCUUAAAAAUAGGACAAUAUUGAAAAUGGGAAAAUAUAAAUAAGGCCACGGAGUUUCAAUAUGGGUGUGUAAUGGGCUGGAAAGAUAAACGACUAUUCUUAAGAACACGGAUGAAAAAUGUUAUCAAUAAUCGUAUACCGUCGCCACGAAGUAGAUGAUCAAAGAUCAACUUCGCGCUGUAUUUGCUAAAGCAAGAGCAUAAUAAUAAUUAAACAGGAAGAUGUCUGCUUGAACAGGCGAGGAGAUAAUAGAUAGUCUGUACAGACGGAACCUGAAACGAAGCAGUGAUGAAGACAAGCAUGCUAUCAAUAUUGUGCUUUCUGGUUUCGAAUGCAUUCAAAAGCUGUUAAGAAUGAAGAGUGAAGUCACCGUCACGAAUGUGGAUAUAAUCUGAUAUUUUGAACGCAAGCUUUCAUAGAAUAUGACGUGACUUUGCCGUAACUGAUUACUUCGAUACAACCUUCGUGUUGGUACUUCUAAGACGCACUUCGCUUGUCCUCUUCUAUCCUAGCUACUAUUUUUCAUCGAAAAAUCUUCCUUAUUGCUUGCUGUAUGACAAUUUUUAACAAAUUCGUGGAAAAUGAUGCAGUUGACUUCCAUAUAAAAUGAAUUACACGGAUGAUCCGUCUUACUCUAUGGCGGGUGCAGAGAUUGUGGAAGUCAUUCUUCUAGGAUUAGUCUGCGUCAUAGGUACAAUUGGAAAUCUUCUCGUAGUUGUUGCCGUAAUUACAACCCCAUCCCUUCAAGUCAGGCAGAAUGUCUUCAUUCUUGUUCUCGCAAUUACAGACCUUAUCAAUACGGGAAUCUCAACGCCGUUUUUUAUGAUUUGCCUUGUUCAUGGUGGAUGGCCCUAUAAAGAGGAAGCUUGUAUCUUCAUUGGAUACGUGACGAUACUGUGUCUGACCACGUCAGGCUUGACGGUUAACUGCAUCGCAGUCUGCCGGUACGUUACAGUGGCAUACACCAACCCAGUACGUCGGAAGGUCAUUCAUGGAAGGGUGGUCAUUGCAGCUUCGGCGGCACUGAUUUUCAUCGUUAUAAGUGCAGUGCUGCUACCUGUCUUCGGAUUUGGUAACGUGGGCUUUAACGAAAAGCUUGGACAUUGUUCGUUGAAAUACGAAAAUCAGUUCGAAUGGUAUUACGGCGCCAUGAUGUUCGUGAUAGGCCUUAUCUGCACGGUCACGAUAGUUCCAGUCAGCUACACCCUUAUUUUUUGGAUCGUUCGAAAAAGUAAAAUUUCAAUUGAAAACAUGACACUGGCUAGUAGAAAUGACCCAUGCAACGAUAUAUCCAAGAAGCCGAAGGCUGAUUCCCCGAAGAUCAGCAAUCCACGUAGAAACAUGAGUCGCGACGAGUUAAGACUCUCUAAGAAACUUUUGAUGCUUUAUGGACUAUUUUUGUUCUGUUGGGUACCCUAUACUUCGGUUCUCCUAGCCGACAAGAAUGGGACCGUCCCAAAAGAAGCGCAUCGCGCAACAAACUUUCUCCUUUGGAUGAAUGCUUGUUUAAACCCCUUCCUUUACGCCUGGAUGAUACAAAACUAUCGACAAGCAUACAAAAGAAUCCUAAGCAAACUGUUCUGCCAGAAAAGAUUUUGGUGAGAUAUACUGAU
Molecule: messenger RNA, 1839 nt
Organism: Lytechinus variegatus (green sea urchin)
Lineage: Eukaryota; Metazoa; Echinodermata; Echinoidea; Temnopleuroida; Toxopneustidae
Product: G-protein coupled receptor moody-like
Exons: 1
Coding region: 833-1828 (331 amino acids)
Biological process (GO): G protein-coupled receptor signaling pathway
Cellular component (GO): membrane
Molecular function (GO): G protein-coupled receptor activity
Source: RefSeq, a predicted model, not a curated record